CCCCCCGCCGUACCCCUCAUGGCCCAGCACGUCCUCGCGCACCUCCCGCCCUCGCCGCGCUCGUCCCCGCUGCUGGUAGGCAUCCAAGGCCCGCAGGGCUCCGGCAAGACCUUCCUCACAUCGCACCUCCGCUCUUUCCUCGCCUCACCACCCUACUCCUUAUCUGUCUGCGUCCUCUCCAUCGAUGACCUCUACCUUCCCCAUUCGGGCUUGAAAAGGGUCGCAGCGGAGAGUAGCGAUAACCGACUCCUGCAGGGCCGCGGGCUCCCGGGGACGCACGACGUCCCGCUAGGCUCGGAGGUCCUGGCGAAGCUGCGCGCGGGAGAGGAGGUUGAGUUGCCCGUGUUCGAGAAGAGCCUGUUCGACGGCGAGGGGGACCGCCUGCCGCGCGGGCAAGUCGUGCGGCCCCCGCUGGACGUGGUGCUGCUCGAAGGCUGGUUCGUCGGGUUUGCGCCGCUCACGCAGGGCGAACUCGAAAGGAAGUGGGAGGAGGCACCGGAGAGGAUAGAGAGGGGCAAGGGUGAUGCGUUGGAUUUGAGAGCGUUUGUGAAGCGGGAGGAUGUGGCGGAUGUGAAUGAGCGGCUGAGAGUGUAUGUGGGGUGGUGGGAGAUGCUCGAUGUGUUUAUACAGCUUUCGCCCCGCCCCGCGCGCGCGGUCUCCCCGCACUCUCUCAUCUACAAGUGGCGAUUAGAGCAGGAGCAUAACAUGAAAGCCAAGAAUGGCGGGAAGGGGAUGAGCGACGAAGCUGUCAAGGCGUUCGUAGAUCGGUACAUCCCCGGCUACGUGUUCUUCCAGGAUGGUGUAACAGAAGGAUACCUGAACCCCGCGACGGGGGAGCGCGUCGCCCCGCAGUGGGUAGGCAAGGGUUUGCGCGUGCUCAUCGGCGAGGAGAGGCAGGUGGUGGGCACGGAGGCGUUCUAGAGGAGGGCGUGAACGGUCUGUAUUGCCCUUUAUCUUUGUGCAGUGUGAUGCCACCAGAAGAAUAAAAUUUGCAGUGCCCUCCGACGCUCCGAG
This is a messenger RNA of Gloeophyllum trabeum ATCC 11539, 1014 nucleotides long. RefSeq names its product P-loop containing nucleoside triphosphate hydrolase protein. The record is from RefSeq and is a predicted model, not a curated record. The coding region runs from base 19 to 921 and encodes 300 amino acids. Gene Ontology annotation, cellular component: cytoplasm. NCBI's taxonomy places the organism in Eukaryota, Fungi, Basidiomycota, Agaricomycetes, Gloeophyllales, Gloeophyllaceae. The transcript has 4 exons.